AUGCCCGGUUCAAUCAAAUCCCUCAAGCGCAAGCCCACGGCCAAGUCGGCUGCCAAACGCAUCGGCCGGAUGUUCAAGCGUACAAACAGCGAAGACCCUGAGAUGACCGCUGCUAUGGACACUGGAUCUCCCAAAGCCUCUUUCGAUGCACCGAGACCUUCCACAUCGUCUCGAUUCUCCAUAAGCUCGCGUAUGACUUCGAGGGACGAUACUGAAGCAACUCCCCGAGGAUCCAAGGAUCAGUCCCGAGUCUUUGCAUCGUGGUUUGAGCCUUCGACGCCUAAGAAAGAAAAAGGACCUGAAGCAGUGGCUCCACCACCACUGGUUUCUGCUUACUCUGAGCCCAUACUCGAUCAUGUCAAACCACUCGAGCCGAUUGAGCCGUCCAAGACGGAAGGAUUUCCCUUCCCUGCACCUGCGCAGACCGAGCAUGAGCCAAAGACGACCGAUACCACUCCGAAGAAGCAGACCGAGCCUCUGCGGCAACCGGGGAAUGUCGACAUCAAGGCCCCCGAACAACCCGUUCUGGCACCUACAACCCCACAAGCGAGUCGGCCUUUGUCAUCCCUGCCCGUAGCGAAGCCCGUGAUAUACGAGCCCGAGUCUCCGAUUCUUCCGGCCGUAUCCAGAGCGGAGCCUGAACAGAAGCCUAUCCCUACCCCCACAGAUGAAUCAAAGAUCAUCCCCAAGACAGAACUCGGAUACGAGCAAAAGAAUACUGCUCAACCCAAACCAACUGCUAAGACCACACCCAAUACCGAGCCAGCCGAACAGCAGGAUAUCUCCCUUCCGAAGACGAGACACCCCUCAAAGUCCCCAGAUCUCCCAGUACAAGUGCCAAAGUCAAACACCACGACUACCAGGAAGUCUUCGAUGCCCCAACCCACGGUGGAAGAUGAGCCAGAGAUCGUGAAGCCAUCUAAAGCACCUAAAGAGCACUCUAGGAAAGAUCGCAGGACUCGAUUGGAAACUGUACCCAAGACAGAGCCAAAAAGCCUGCCAUCAAAGCCCCCACGGAAAGAAACAAAGCCAAAGGCUCAACUUCCAGUUAUAUCUGAGAACAGAAUCCCUGCCCCUAUUGUCCCUGAAGCUAUUCGUGAGUAUGCAGAGCCGAAGGACUCCCCGAAAGACUUAGCUGCACCAACCAUCCCAUCCCCGGCCAAGAUAUCUUCUAUCCCAGCACCAGCUUCUACGUCUGUCCCCAAAGCAGUCACAUAUACUGCAAAGCACUCCUUCGCCCCUAGCAUAUCGUUCCAGCCCUCACGGACAGUGUAUUUCCCUGACACUGCCCCAGCUCCUAAGACAGUUCGCCCCCCUAUCACUGCACGAGCCCCGAUCAUCGCUUCGAAGCCGGAAGUUGUCGUGUCGAUACUCACUCGUGCUGCUCCCAAGUCUGUACCAGCUCCAAGCAUUGCUUCGACUCCAGUGCGGGCUCAUUCUCCAUUGACUUCGUGGAUCAUGUCAACUGCAUAG
Messenger RNA from Fusarium pseudograminearum CS3096, 1473 nucleotides. RefSeq lists its product as uncharacterized. The coding region runs from base 1 to 1473 and encodes 490 amino acids. The record is from RefSeq and is a predicted model, not a curated record. Lineage: Eukaryota; Fungi; Ascomycota; Sordariomycetes; Hypocreales; Nectriaceae. The transcript has a single exon.